Messenger RNA from Cryptomeria japonica (Japanese cedar), 1158 nucleotides. RefSeq lists its product as uncharacterized. Bases 242 to 1009 code for a protein of 255 amino acids. The transcript has 2 exons. NCBI's taxonomy places the organism in Eukaryota, Viridiplantae, Streptophyta, Pinopsida, Cupressales, Cupressaceae. The record is from RefSeq and is a predicted model, not a curated record.
GCCUGAAUACAAAAGGGCAAAGUUUCUUGGCCUUAUUUGUGCAAGGAGCAUAAAAAACAAAUGACUAAAUACAAAAUGGGAAAACUUCUUGGCAUUAUUUGGUGUAGACAGGGGAAUAAAUUUCCAAGUCUCUGCCUUUCUAGAAGGGAGCGGAUCUGAUUGCAAGAACAGGCUUUGUCAGUCCAUAAAGUGUUGGUUAACUGUGGAGGGGAUUGCAAUCUUUGUGGUUAAAAUUGUAGAAAUGCAGAAGACUGUCUGUGAUUUUCUUGGCAGAUUAUCAUGGAAGCAGUGCAGGUCAAAGCAUAAGGAUCCCUCUGAAGAAAAAGUUUGCCAUAAUAUUUGCAACAACACCAGUCUGGAGGCCCUCAAAGCUUAUCAUGCCGUGACAGUUAAAGAGCUCACUCAAGGCAAUUCAACUCGCAAGAUAGUAGAGAUGAUAUUCAAGUCAAGCUGGGUGACUCCUGUAAUGAAAGAUGUCAAUUUUGAAAGAGUUCUCAAGAUAAAUCACAGAGAAGACAUUCUCUGGAAAUUUGAAGAGUACAGAGAAACAGUGAAAAGAAGAGCUUGUAAAACAUGCAGCCGUUGUAUGGCUGAUGGGAAUGAAGUGUUGAGAUUCCAUGGCACCACCAGCAUGUGUUCUCUGAAUGUGUUGAAUGGAGUAAUCAAGGUAUGUUCAGUAGAGGGUUGCCAUGUCUGUGAAAUUCUCAGAACUGUGUUUUACUACAAAAGUAGAGGCAGUUUAAGAGGGAUAUACACCACAUCCACUAGUGGGCUGGCUCAUGAUUCUACCCACCUCCAUGGUCAUAACAAAUCAGAUUCCACCAUUUCUGUAAAGAGGGUUAUGUUGCUUUGUAGAGUGAUAGCAGGGCAUGUUCACAAACCUUUGAAUAGCCAUGAGUCUUUUUGGAAAGUCUCUUCAGAGAGUGGGAACGAUUAUAAGAUAAGAGAAGUAUUUCUGUCUGACCAUAGAGCAUUUCUGCCAUGCUUUCUUAUUGUCUAUUCUCUGUAAACCUCUGAGAAAUCCUAAGAAACACUAAACCCUUAUUAGGAAACUACUUGUUUUUAAUGUAGCCUCUUGAUUCCUUUGAAUGAAAGUUGAGACAGUGUAAAACAGAUUAAUUUGAAAAAUUUAUCUACUUAUUGUACUUAGUGUACAUA